AUGGAGCACAAAAUAUUCACAGUGACAGGCCUGGUCUGUGGCUUUGUUUUCUUUCUUCUACCGCUGCACUCCGCCUAUGGAGACGUGAGCUAUUCUUUUCCGGAGGAGAUGAAACGAGGAUCUGUUAUUGGAAAUAUAGCCAAGGAUCUCGGGCUGGAGGCGAGCAGACUGUCCGCUCGUAAGGCCCGUAUUGAUACCGAAGGAAACCAAAAACGGUAUUGUGACAUUAAUCUGAGUACCGGAGAUUUGAUUGUUGCUGAAAGGAUUGACAGAGAGGGGCUUUGUGGCAAUAAGGCUUUGUGCGUUUUAAAACAGGAACUUGUAUUGGAAAAUCCUUUGGAGCUGCAACGUAUUAGCCUUCAUGUUCAAGAUAUUAAUGACAACUAUCCACAAUUUAACGAGGAGAUGAUAGAUAUGGAAAUAUGGGAAUCUGCAGCUAAAGGCACUCGAUUCUCAUUGGAGGAGGCUCAUGACGCGGAUAUAGGACAGAACUCGGUUCAAAGAUACACACUUGAAAGGAAUGUCAAUUUCGUUUUGAUUGUAGAUAGUCAUACUGUGGAUCUUGUUCUAGAGAAGGAGCUUGAUCGAGAACAAAAGCAGGAUGUUAAAUUAUUGCUUACAGCUGUAGACGGAGGCUCUCCGCAGAGAUCAGGUACUGUACUCAUACACGUCACUGUACUGGAUGCUAACGAUAACGCCCCAGUGUUUAGCCAGGCCGUCUAUAAAGCCAGUCUGCCUGAAAACUCUCCUUUAGAUACUGUAGUGGUUACAGUGAGUGCUGCGGAUGCAGAUGACGGAGCAAAUGGGGAGAUCACGUAUGACUUCGUUCAUGUUUCAGAAGACGUAAAGAACAUAUUUUCUAUCGACCGUAAAACAGGAGACAUACGAGUUAUUGGCACUAUAGAUUUUGAAGAAUUUUCAUCAUUUGAAUUGCGAAUCAAAGCUAAGGAUGGUUUAGGGUUAGCAUCAUAUUCUAAAGUCAUAAUAGACAUCACAGAUGUUAAUGACAACGCUCCUGUGAUAUAUCUACAAUCUCUGACUAACCCCAUACCCGAGAACGCGUCACCUGGUACAGAGGUGGGCAUCAUUAACGUGCAGGAUAGAGACUCUGAAAAUAACCGACAGGUCCGCUGCUCCAUUCAGCAAAACCUCCCCUUUAAGCUGGUGCCAUCCAUCAAAAACUACUAUUCUCUGGUGACCACGGGCGAACUGGACCGAGAACUGGUGUCUGAUUACAACAUUACAAUCACUGCCACCGACGAGGGCUCUCCACCUCUGUCCUCCUCUAAAAGUGUUCAGUUAUCUGUAGCUGACGUUAACGACAACCCACCUGUGUUUGAGGAACAGUCCUAUAAAGCCCACGUGACUGAAAAUAACAAACCCGGUUCCUCCGUGUGUUCCGUUACUGCACGCGACCCAGACUGGAGACAGAACGGCACAGUGAUGUAUUCUCUCUUUCCCGGUGAGGUGAACGGUGUCCAAGUGUCCUCGUUUUUAUCCAUUAACGGAGACACGGGGGUGAUCCACGCUGUGAAGUCGUUUGAUUAUGAGCAAUUCAGGAGUUUUAAAGUCCACGUGGUGGCAAGAGACAACGGUUCUCCUCCACUCAACAGCAACGUCACGGUCAGUGUGUUCAUAACGGAUGUGAAUGACAACUCUCCUCAGAUACUAUACCCCGCCCCGGAGGGAAAAUCCUUCAUGACUGAACUGGUCCCCAAAGCUGCGCACGAGGGCUCUCUGGUUUCCAAGGUGAUAGCGGUGGACUCGGACUCCGGCCAGAACGCCUGGCUGUCCUAUCAUAUAGUCAAAUCCACUGAUCCAGGACUUUUCACUAUUGGUCUCCACAGCGGAGAGAUCAGGACACAGCGGGACAUUUCUGAAUCUGACAGCAUGAAACAGAACCUCAUUGUGUCAGUGAAAGAUAACGGACAGCCCUCUCUCUCUGCCACCUGUACCAUGUAUUUAGUGAUUUCUGAUAACUUGGCUGAAGUGCCAAAACUGAAAGACAUCUCUUAUGAUGAAAACAAUUCCAAACUCACCUCUUAUCUGAUCAUCGCGCUGGUGUCCGUUUCCACCUUUUACUUCACCUUCAUCAUUGUCAUCCUAACCGUGAAGUUUUGCCGCAGGAGAAAGCCCAGACUGUUGUUUGACGGAACGGUCGCCAUCCCCAGCACGUAUCUCCCUCCCAACUACCCAGAGCUGGAUGGCGCUGGAACUCUCCGCAGCACAUACAAUUAUGACGCAUACCUGACGACAGGCUCGCGCACAAGUGACUUCAAGUUCGUCAGAUCUUCCAAUGACAACACGCUGCUUGUGGACCAGACUCUGAGAACAACACCAACAAUCUUUGCUGAAGCAUUUGAUGACUCCCAGGGGUCCCCAGAGGUGAGGGUAGUGGGUCAAGUGGACUAUGAGGAGGCGAGUGCGCCUGAGGUAGAUGUCCAAGCUAAAGAUGGCGGGGGUCAGGCGUCACCCUGUAAACUCAUAAUUGAAGUGAUUGAUGUGAAUGACAUUGAGCCUGUGAUAGCUGUGAAAUCUGCCUCCGCUAUGGUGGCCGAGGAUUCUCAACCUGGUACCAUGGUUGCUUUGCUAAACAUGCAUGACCUGGACACUGGAAAUGGCGGCCGGGUCAAGGAUUAUGUUACACCAACAACCUACAGUGAUUAUGUUACACCAACAACCUACAGUGAUUAUGUUACACCAACAACCUACAGUGAUUAUGUCACACCAACAACCUACAGUGAUUAUGUCACACCAACAACCUACAGGGAUUAUGCCACACCAACAACCUACAGUGAUUAUGUUACACCAACAACCUACAGUGAUUAUGUCACACCAACAACCUACAGUGAUUAUGUUACACCAACAACCUACAGUGAUUAUGUUACACCAACAACCUACAGUGAUUAUGUCACACCAACAACCUACAGUGAUUAUGUCACACCAACAACCUACAGUGAUUAUGUUACACCAACAACCUACAGUGAUUAUGUCACACCAACAACCUACAGUGAUUAUGUUACACCAACAACCUACAGUGAUUAUGUCACACCAACAACCUACAGUGAUUAUGUCACACCAACAACCUACAGGGAUUAUGCCACACCAACAACCUACAGUGAUUAUGUUACACCAACAACCUACAGUGAUUAUGUCACACCAACAACCUACAGGGAUUAUGUCACACCAACAACCUACAGUGAUUAUGUCACACCAACAACCUACAGUGAUUAUGUCACACCAACAACCUACAGUGAUUAUGUCACACCAACAACCUACAGUGAUUAUGUCACACCAACAACCUACAGUGAUUAUGUCACACCAACAACCUACAGUGAUUAUGUCACACCAACAACCUACAGUGAUUAUGUCACACCAACAACCUACAGUGAUUAUGUCACACCAACAACCUACAGUGAUUAUGUCACACCAACAACCUACAGUGAUUAUGUCACACCAACAACCUACAGUGAUUAUGUCACACCAACAACCUACAGUGAUUAUGUCACACCAACAACCUACAGUGAUUAUGUCACACCAACAACCUACAGUGAUUAUGUCACACCAACAACCUACAGUGAUUAUGCCACACCAACAACCUACAGUGAUUAUGCCACACCAACAACCUACAGUGAUUAUGCCACACCAACAACCUACAGUGAUUAUGCCACACCAACAACCUACAGUGAUUAUGUCACACCAACAACCUACAGUGAUUAUGUUACACCAACAACCUACAGUGAUUAUGCCACACCAACAAUCUACAGUGAUUAUACCACACCAACAACCUACAGUGAUCAUUUUACACCAACAACCUACAGUGAUUAUGCCACACCAACAACCUACAGUGAUUAUGCCACACCAACAACCUACAGUGAUUAUGCCACACCAACAACCUACAGUGAUUAUGCCACACCUACAACCUACAGUGAUUAUGCCACACCAACAAUCUACAGUGAUUAUGCCACACCAACAACCUACAGUGAUUAUGUCACACCAACAACCUACAGUGAUUAUGCCACACCAACAACCUACAGUGAUUAUGUCACACCAACAACCUACAGUGAUUAUGUCACACCAACAACCUACAGUGAUUAUGCCACACCAACAACCUACAGUCAUGUGAUCAGGAAACACUCCUGGGCCUAA
Molecule: messenger RNA, 4149 nt
Organism: Oncorhynchus keta (chum salmon)
Lineage: Eukaryota; Metazoa; Chordata; Actinopteri; Salmoniformes; Salmonidae
Product: protocadherin beta-16-like
Exons: 4
Coding region: 1-4149 (1382 amino acids)
Biological process (GO): homophilic cell-cell adhesion
Cellular component (GO): plasma membrane
Molecular function (GO): calcium ion binding
Source: RefSeq, a predicted model, not a curated record